Trichoplax adhaerens is the source of this 1836-nucleotide messenger RNA. RefSeq lists its product as uncharacterized. Lineage: Eukaryota; Metazoa; Placozoa; Uniplacotomia; Trichoplacea; Trichoplacidae. The transcript has 10 exons. Gene Ontology annotation, molecular function: actin binding. The record is from RefSeq and is a predicted model, not a curated record. The coding region runs from base 1 to 1836 and encodes 611 amino acids. Gene Ontology annotation, biological process: actin filament organization.
AUGGCCAGCAAGGACUGGAAAGCGAAGAUGGAAAGUUUCAUCGAAGCAGGAAGCGAUGACGUAAUAGCGAUUGAAGAUUUGCCUGAAGAAAAACAUGCUGAGAUGACUACUCAAUCCUCUAAUCCAGCAAAUAGGAAUGCCUCAUCUAAGAUUCUAUCACCAGAAGAGAAUAAGAUUAUAUUUAACUUAUUGGCUGCCAAGAAAUGCUCGACAUUAGCCACUACCGUCGUUCAAGUUCAACUGGCUCACUCAAAUUCACACGCAUGGAUUAAAAAAUGCACUGGCGUGCUUUGCUUUGUAAAGGAUAGUGCAUUGCGAUCUUAUUUUCUGCGUGUCUUCAACGUUAAAGAUAAAGCUCUACUCUGGGAGCAAGAACUCUACUAUAAUUUCGAAUACAAGAAAACAAAGAAUUACUUUCACACAUUUCAAGCUCAUGAUUGCGUGGCAGGAUUUAAUUUUGCUGAUGUGAAUGAAGCUACACAAUUCUAUAAUAUCUUAACUGAAAAGUUAAGAUCUAGAAAAGAGAAAAAAGAAAUCAAGCAACAACAGCAAAAACGACAGCAACAACAACAGAAUAGUCAGAAAUCAAGUAAGAAUGCCGUCAUCACCAACGAGAACUCGAGCAAGUCAGCAAAGGAAAAGCCUACAAAGAAAAAAGAUAAAGGCCCAAGAAGAAUUUCAAAAUUAGAUAUAUCAGGACCAACAGAUUUUAGGCACGUAGAACAUCUUGGAUGGGACAAAGAUACAGGAUCUUUUAUUAGCAAAGUAACAGACGAAUGGAAAGAUUUAUUUUCUACCAUUGGCCUAACUGGUGCACAACUCAAUGACGCAGCAACACUCAAGGUUGUACAAACUGUUGUUGAAGCACAUGGUGGUCUCGAACAAGCAACACGAGAAUUAAAAUCACAAAUACAAGGCCAACGCGGUAAAAUAAUUUGCUUAAAAUACCCUAAUCGUCCAUAUACUGUGGAUAAUGUUGUAUUUGAAUGUCCUAUUUCCUCUAUAGCACAACCUCCUAGUAUACCUCCUAGCGUACCUUCUAGUGGACCUCCUAGUGCACCAUCAAAGAAACCACCUCAGCCUGUUCCAUCACGUCCUUCUCGUCCACCUCCACGUCCUAUAUCAGUAUCGCGACCACCACCGCCAAUCCCAACGACUACUCCACCAGGCCAUUAUCCUUCACGCCCAGCACCAACUAAAGAGCCUCCUCCACUUCCUCCAUCUCACCCUAAACGUCCAUCCAUUCCUUCUCCUCAAUCUGGACCGUCACCUGUUGCAAAACCUCUAAAGUCACCAUUUACAGUUCCUCCGCCACCUCCGGUAUCUGUUCAACCUGCAACUGCUCCAUCAUUUUCACCCCCUCCAAUACAUCCAGUUGCUCCAUCAGUUGCUCCAUCAGCUCCUAUUCCUCCACCAGCUCCUAUUCCUCCAUCAGCUUCUAUUCCUCCACCGCCUCCGCCACCUCCUCCUGGUCCAUUAGUAGAUUCUACUCCUUCAUCGACACAAAAUAGACUACCUGCGGCCACUCCAGCUGUAAAACCUGGUCCGGGCUCGUUCCUCGAUCAAAUCCAAUCCGGAGUCAAUCUUAGAAAAACCGAACCAGCUGAUAAAGCUGACGUAAGACCAUCGUCUUCGCGUAUAUCAAAUAACUUACUGGACAGUAUACGCAGUGGAAUAACUUUGAAGAAAGUCGAUAUGGAUCAGAAAGAUCCCCUUCCUCCGGUCAAAGAAACCGGUAUCCUAGGAGCCCUGCAAAUAGAAUUAGCAAAGAUAAACGAUCGAGUAACAGCAACCGAUUCGGAAGAUUCUGAUACUAAUUCCGAUGAUUGGGAUUAA